AAUGUUUGCUACCCUAAAAAGAAAUAAAGAAGAACAUGUCACGUGACCGGAAGUCUCUCAUUCACAUCCAUGCUAACAACACACCGUGGGAAUUACAGCUCUGCUCAGCUGCGAACAUAAACGUUACCGUCAACAUGCGACGUCUGGGCUCCGUGCAGCAGAAGAUACCGUGCGUGUUCCUCACGGAGGUGAAGCAGGAACCGUCCAGGAAACGAGACUGUCAGCAAUUCCAGGUUGUUGCCACAGAGCACGUGAACCCUGUUUCUCUGGAGGCCAACGUUGAUUGUGCGCUCGCCACAGAAAAACUAGACGGCACGUGUUGUUAUGUUACAGUUUAUAAAGGGCGACCUCACCUGUGGGCUCGACUCGACAGGAAACCCACCAAACAGGCAGAGAAGAGGUUCAGGAAGCACCAGCGGUCUCACCGGAGCUGCAAAGGCUUCACGUGGAACGUAGAGGAAGACUUUAAGGCGGUGCCGGAGGCGUGGAUCCCGGCCCACAGAGUCAAACAUCACAGCGGACGUCCGGUGCCUGAUGAACACGGACACAUUCCAGGCUGGGUUCCAGUUGAGAAGCACAACAAACAGUACUGCUGGCACUCCUCCGUCCUGGAUCGUGACGUCGUGGCGGCUCUUGUUCUGAGGCCGAGCGGUGACGAUGAAGACGGGCUUGAAGUCGCCGCCGUCCCGUUGGCCGACCUCCUGGAACAAACGCUGGAGCUCAUUGGAACCAACGUCAACGGAAACCCUUAUGUUGUGUCCUCACAGCACUCGGGAGUAAGAAGCAGCCGGUGCACUGCCUGGUGUCACACGGGAGUGUUCGGAUCAGGAACCCUCCGCCGGUGGACUUCCAGCAGCUGUGCUCCUGGUUCCAGGAGAGCCCGGCGGGCCGGGUGGAGGGCAUCGUGUGGCACUGCAGCGACGGCUCGCUCGUUAAAGUUCAUCGUCAUCACCUGGCGCUCAGGUGGCCGGAUGGAGAAACGUGCCUCGGUGAGCGGCCGGUGGUCGUCCGCGUGGGCGGGGCGUCGGAUGAAUACAGCGGCAGCCAGGACUUGUUCGCAUCCUUCUCCAGACUAAACGGACACCGUUUCAGCCGACUGCCGGACAUCCAGUUCGACUCAUGAACAGUCGGAGACGAUCGAAGCUUCGGAGAUGUUCUGUGCCAAUGAUUCCAGAUUUGCUUCACAGACGCGUGCAGCUGCAGAACUGACCAACUGGACAUUUAUUUAGCAACUUGAGAUGUUCUGUAAACAGUUACAGCUCUUUCAUUGCUAAACAGUAAAUGACGAGUAUGUAAACAUUAAUAUUUAACAGUCUGAUUCGUAUAAAAUCUGCUUUAUUGACAAAUAUGCCAGAACUGUACAAAUGUACAAAGAAAGAAAUCUGCUACAUAGUGCGCAACAUCACCAAACAAACAGCCGCCAUUAGCAAACAAUCAGGAGCGACUUCACUGGAGGAACUUUCAGGAUUUGUCUCAUGAUUGCGAGCACGCUGCCACUAAAUCCAGAUGUUUAAGAUCUUUAGGGCGGGACAUCAAUUUGGACUUUUCCCACACUAGCGCCAAAAUAUGUGAUCAGUGGGGAUGCACAAUGUUAAUGUUGGAAUUAGGAAGAUUAAUGGAAGUUAAGUGUUUGUAGCCUGUACAUGGGAGAUAUGGGCUAAUAUGAAUAAAACGUUUAUAAUAAA
Cottoperca gobio is the source of this 1685-nucleotide messenger RNA. It is a transcript of the gene rlig1, whose product is annotated as RNA 5'-phosphate and 3'-OH ligase 1. The transcript has 7 exons. The coding region runs from base 36 to 1076 and encodes 346 amino acids. Gene Ontology annotation, molecular function: RNA ligase (ATP) activity. Gene Ontology annotation, biological process: response to reactive oxygen species. Lineage: Eukaryota; Metazoa; Chordata; Actinopteri; Perciformes; Bovichtidae. The record is from RefSeq and is a predicted model, not a curated record.